GAGGAAAUCUUGCCAAGACGAGGAUCUUCGGAUCUCCGUGCGUGUCGAUGGAGUAUUUGAAAUUAGUGUGGUUGAUUAGGUUGUGAGUCGAACUUCUUUUUGGAACCUUGACUCACACUGUUUGGCUAUUUCGAAUCUAUAAAUGCGGCGAAUUUACCUUGCAUUCUAAACGACGACGAUCAAGGUUAAGGUCACUAGUCAGCUUGGAAGCCCGAGACUUCUGUUUGGUCUGAACCUCUGUAUCACGUCCAAACAAAGCACAUGUGUCGCGCUCAAUUCUAUAGGGCGUUUGGCAUCAACAACUUCCAAAACCCGGUCUUUUGAGCGCAUUGCCUCGACAGGAGAAGAGCAUUAAGCACACAAGCGACAACAAGAUAUCAAGACGAAGAAACUCCAAUGGCUGUAAAGUCUGAAAUGGAGUUCACUCCGGAACUCUACCCACAAUUUCCAUCAACGUUGCCGGGAUAUGAUUUUCCCAUCGCCUCAUUGGAGACGAUAUCCCUCAAGAAGCUGCAACAAGACAACGAGACUACCGAGCAGCACCGCCUGUUAGAGGCAUGCAAAUCUCAAGGCUUUUUUUACUUGGAUUUGACCGGCUGCAACGCUGGACAAACAAUUUUUCGCGGCGCACAUCAAGUCGCUCAGAUUGCCGAAAAGGCGUUCAAGCUCUCAGAGCAGGAAAAGCUAAAAUAUGUCUACCAGGCUGGUGAUCUCUUCGGGUACAAACGCAUCGGCUUGACCAAAGUCGACGAGAACUCGACUCCCGACACGGCCGAAUUCUUCAGCAUCUCGAAAGAUGUCAUCUGCAAGACUUCCGGCUGCUCCGAUGCCUUAGCAGUACCUUAUCCGGAGGAAAUCAUCUCUGCGGCCCCUGUAUUGGCAGAAUACAUGCACACCGCGCACUCGGUUGGCCUACGUAUCCUCAAGAUCCUCUUCGAGCAUCUCGGAGUACCUGGCAGCGCCGAGGCAAUCGCCUCCCGCCAUGCCUUUGAUGAGGUCGCCGGCGAUCACGUCCGCAUGAUCCGGGGUCCUGCCCGGCGCGACGCCGCGUUGCCGGAGAUCCAGACGCCUGCUCAUACUGACUUUGGGAGUGUGACGGUGCUGAUGAAUUGGCUAGGAGGGCUACAGAUGUGGUCGGAAGGAUCCUCUUCUGCCGCCAGAGAAGCAGUCCCAGGGAAAGGAGCAGAAGAAGGGAAAUGGCUCUGGGUUCGACCACAGGCCAACUGUGCAAUCAUCAACCUCGGCGACGCAGCGGGCAAAUUCUCCAACGGCGUGCUGCAGUCUGGGCGACAUCGUGUCGUGCCGGCGCCGGGCGAGCAAGGACUGUGGCCACGGUACAGCGUGGUCUAUUUCGUGCGGCCGAAUGAUGAGUGCGUACUGCGGACGCUGGAAGGGAGCGGGAUUCCGGCGCGGAGGGAUCGUGGCGGUGAAGGUGCGGGAGAUGAGGAUGAGGAUGAAGAAGUAACGGCCAAACAGUGGAUUUUUCGUCAGGCGGAGAGGCUGAGGAACGGUAAGCGAUGAGUGGAAAUAUGUCCGAGUCUCCCCCUCGAGAAUUGCAUUGGAAGGUGUCGUCAUGAAAACUACGUGUCCCACCAUAUCGUGCGACGGGGGAAUCACCUUGUUCGUCAAGCUUACCCAUAAUUUGUAGAGUAAAGUCGCAAGGCGAGAUGUAUAGAAUCCUCAUGCAUGUGAUGUAUACGAGUGGCGAAUUAAGGAAGGUGAAUGAUUUGGAAUCCGCGGAGUGCGAGACGGUUGCAGGGCGACCUCAAGUUGAGAGCUGGCUUGAAUUGAGAUGUAACGACAGACAUCACAGUCACAGUGGAAAAGAAGUUUGCACUCCGACUGAAAUUCAUUUCGGCUGGAAUGCCAAUUGAUCUAAGCUACAGUUAUCCCAUAAGGAAACCUCCAAGCCCAGACUAUUUUCAUCCAUUUCGUUGAUCAUCG
Dissoconium aciculare CBS 342.82 is the source of this 1944-nucleotide messenger RNA. Its product is annotated as Clavaminate synthase-like protein. NCBI's taxonomy places the organism in Eukaryota, Fungi, Ascomycota, Dothideomycetes, Mycosphaerellales, Dissoconiaceae. Gene Ontology annotation, molecular function: dioxygenase activity. The transcript has 2 exons. The record is from RefSeq and is a predicted model, not a curated record. Bases 397 to 1521 code for a protein of 374 amino acids.